AGUCUGUGAAUUCCCUGUCAUUGACAGCCUUCAAGGAGAGAUGGGGUGGGCAUUGUUUAAAGACAUCGUAGAGGGGAUGUAUGAUUUGGGUUGGGACUGCAUGAGCUAGGCUUAUCAGUCUCUUCCAUAUAUUCAUAUGACUCUCUUUGAGCCUAAUUUUCUUCAUCUGUAAAGGUGAUGGUGAACCUGUACUGCCCACUUCACACAGCAUUUUUUUUUGAGAGAAGCAUUUUGUAACUCUGAAAGGACCAUAGGACUGGGAACUAUGGUCAUUACCUGCACCUCCAUCUGGAAGUCUGUAAGCUCCCCCAUUUUGCCCCCAGGCUCCCCUCCCCCAAUAUCUCCCUUAGGAAUCUCCUGUCCUCUAUACUCUUUGGUCAUCACAAAGGUUCUGGGCCAGGAUUGGCUGGGCAGCAGGCACUGUAUGAUAUCAUGCUGGCCUUUGGUUCAGGUUAGAGGAUGGGAGGGACAGGGCUGCUGUGCCAGACACUGUUGCUAUCCCUUAUGGGCACUAUAGUGGCCACUUUGGAAGGUUCAUGUGAUGACCUGCACAAGUGGCGGCUGCUGCUUGGUGCCUGGGAUAUCCAGUGGGCUGCGUUCGGUCCCCUGGGCCCCCGCGUGCAGGAGCGGAAACCUGUCCAGAUCCUGACGCAUGAGCAACACAGCAUCCAACUCAACACCAAUGACAUCGCACUGGUGGAGAUGGACCACCCCGCCCCCUGUGACGAUGUGGUGCAGAUUGUCUGUCUCCCCAGGUCCGCUGAGUCCCCCAUCCGGGCACCAGAGUCCCGUAUUGUUGCGGGCUGGGGGUUCAAAAGAGUAGCUGGGUCGGCCAAACCAGUUGUGCAGGAAGCAAAGGUGACAGUCAUGGAUUUGGACAAAUGCAACCAAAGCGAUUGGUAUCAUGGGCUUGUUCACUCAAACAACCUGUGUACUAGUUGCUCAGAUGAGAAUAUGGACACUUGACAGGUAAAUCUACUCUUCUGAGGGCCCCCACACUCCUAGUCCUAUGAUCCAGAAAGCUCCUCUUUCAGUCUUUCUGGCUGAACCUGUGCUCCUCCUAGGCUCUGCCCAUUCCUACUAGUUCCCUCCAAUGUCCCAAAGUCCCAUGUCCAGGGAUCCCUUUUGUCCUUCCCCCAUCCUAAUUCUAACCUUCACGCCACUCCACAGGUCCUUUCUCCAAGCCACACAACAUGCUAAUCAUGUCACUGUACAGGAAGAAGAUAGUUGGGAAGCUCAGUGCCCCCCAGUAAGGGCUAACCAGCACAAUCAGUGACUUCCCUCCAGGUACACAUACCUGGAAACUUUUGUCUGAGACCUGGGAGGACCUCUCUGUUGGAACUUUUUCCUCAUGCUCAGAACCUUCCCUGGGUCCACACCAUUUACCCUGAACACCUUAAAUCCCUCUAGCUCCAACUGAGGACCUUGCUUGCAUGCUGAGGGAGGAGUGACCAGGUAUCUAUAGACCAUAGCAAUCCUUUGUCCCAAGGAGACAGUGGGCAUGUGUGCUGAGGCAAUAGUGACCAUGUGUUCAAAGAUAGCAGCAGCUAUGUGUCCUAAGCUAUGGCUGCAUGUUCUGAGAGGAUGAUCAUAUCCCUUCUGUACAGGGAGACAGUGGAGGGCCGCUCAUUUGCAAGGACAAUGACACUAAGGCAUAUGUAAUUCAUGGAAUUGCAAGCUGGGCUGUUGGCUGUGCUCGGACAAACCUGCCAGGUCUCUACAUGUCCACCUGGCACUUUCUGAACUGGAUUACUUCCAAGAUCAAUUCUCUAGGAAGAUGAAGAACCUGUUCUCAGCUGCAGAGACCUUGGCCUCAGCAUCACUGUCUACAGAAAUUCAGGGCAGAGGGGCAGCUCAGGAACCUGAAGAGGAUUUCUUCCACUCAAGCAUCCUGGGGCAACCUCCAAGAUAGGAAAAUGGGGACCCUCCCCCACUUGACCUUGCUGCAUCUGUUCCUCACCCUCCAAGGGGAAGAAGAGCUGCUGUGGGACCGUGACUGCUUCAGCAGUCCUGGGGCCACUCUCUCUCCUGGUCUUUCUGGCUUUCAACUUCAUUGGUUCCAUUUCUUUAGCUGGGGAAGGAAGAAAUAAA
This is a messenger RNA of Phascolarctos cinereus (koala), 2091 nucleotides long. The record is from RefSeq and is a predicted model, not a curated record. NCBI's taxonomy places the organism in Eukaryota, Metazoa, Chordata, Mammalia, Diprotodontia, Phascolarctidae.